Molecule: messenger RNA, 617 nt
Organism: Maniola jurtina (meadow brown)
Lineage: Eukaryota; Metazoa; Arthropoda; Insecta; Lepidoptera; Nymphalidae
Exons: 4
Coding region: 234-581 (115 amino acids)
Source: RefSeq, a predicted model, not a curated record
CAAUGGUAUAGUUUGGAUCAACAUUUUGAUGUUUUCUAAACUUUCUGGUUACGGAAGUUUUCAGAACUAGGUCUGGUUUAGCCAAAUCUAAACUAGUAACCACUGUGAGAAUUAAAAGUUAAGCCUGGCAAUGUCUAGACCUAAUUAGAUAUCAUUAACGUAAAAGAAGAAGUACAAAAGUAAAGAAAACAAUCAUAGCAGUAAAAGUAAUUUUGUAAAUUGUUAAUAGCAAAAUGUGUGAAAAACAAUUGAAACUUCAGAUUGUCAUAGUAGUUUUAUGUGUAGUUGUUAAAGGACUGCAUGCUUUUGAUGAUAGUCUUCUUUUUACGGUGACACGAGCACCCCGCUAUUUUGGAAUUUUACAAGACCAUCGUGGACAACCGCUUUCAGUGGAGAUUUCCGAAGAGUACAUGGACCAGGAUUAUAUUGCUACAAACAGAAAGAGGCAUAAAAUCAAUUGGAACAAAAAUCCUCUGGAUAUGGAUGACUUUGACGAUGAUGAAACAGAUGAAGCAUUUGAUGAAAAGGACAAAGACGUAAAAUUACCUAGCCAAUUUAAUUUACAGGCAGGCCCAGUGUAAACUAUUUUAGAAAAAUAAAACUUAGAUUAUAUAAGU